This is a messenger RNA of Cynocephalus volans (Philippine flying lemur), 1332 nucleotides long. RefSeq names its product tripartite motif-containing protein 64C-like. NCBI's taxonomy places the organism in Eukaryota, Metazoa, Chordata, Mammalia, Dermoptera, Cynocephalidae. Gene Ontology annotation, molecular function: zinc ion binding; ubiquitin protein ligase activity. The coding region runs from base 1 to 1332 and encodes 443 amino acids. The transcript is spliced from 7 exons. Gene Ontology annotation, cellular component: cytoplasm. Gene Ontology annotation, biological process: protein ubiquitination; regulation of gene expression; innate immune response. The record is from RefSeq and is a predicted model, not a curated record.
AUGGAUUCAGAUACCUUGCAAGCCUUCCAGAGUGAGCUCACAUGCUCCAUCUGCAUAAACUACUUCAUAGACCCUGUCACCAUCAACUGUGGUCACAGCUUUUGCAGGCCCUGCCUAUACCUCUGCUGGGAGGAAGCCCAAACGUCAAUGUGCUGCCCUGAGUGCAGGGAAAUAUCAGAGAAGCCAGACUUCAAAACCAAUAUUGCACUCAAGAGGCUGGCUUCACUUGCUAGACAAGCCAGGCCUUGUCACGUUGACAGCUCUAAGGACCAGAUCUGUGUGGCACACAAGGAGGCAAAGGGGCUCUUCUGUGAAGUGGACAGAAACCUGCUCUGUGGACCCUGCUCUGAAUCACUGGAGCACAGGGCUCACAGCCACAGUUCGAUAGAAUGUGCUGCGGAGGAAUACCGGGUGGAGAAAUUUCUAAAGAAAAUGGACACCUUACGGAAAAUGACUCAGGAAAUGCAAAACCAUCUAAAUCAGGAAACUAGUAAAAUCCAUUCAUUAGCGCACUAUGUGGCUUUACGGAAGGUGACGAUCAAAAUUCAAUGUCAGAAGAUACAUCUGUUUCUCCACGAGGAGGAGCAACUCCAUCUAGAGACAAUAGACAGAGACGCAGCGGAGACUUUCCAGCAACUCAGGAGCAGUGAAGUCAGGAUGACCCAACAGAAAGAACACCUAGAAGAAAUGCACAGAGAGCUGGCUGAGACGUGCCAGAAGCCUGCCGCGGAGCUGCUCCAGGUGAGGGGGAGGAUUUCAGCGAAGAGUACAUCAGUGCUGGUGCACACGCCCCAACCUUUGCAUCCAGAGAUCAGUGUGGGGCCUAUCACUGGACUGAUGGACGGGCUCAACCACUUCCAAGGAACUGCCGCUUCUGGGCAGCAGAAACUAGCUGGGCCUGAAGUUCCGCUCCAUCUGCCCUCUCUGGCUGAGCUGGCUCCAGGUGUGGGGUCUCUGAGCCUCUUAAGUCACUCCCAGAGGCAGGGACCAGACAGGGCCAGAAGUCCUGCUCUGCCUGCCUUCUCCAGCUUGGCUGGCUUGGGGUGUGGGAACCCAAAGUCUCUUAAGUCUCUCCCUACAGCAGGACUGGCCUGGGUUGGAAGUCCCACCCCACCUGCCUUCUCUGGCCUGGCAGGCACAGGGCACGUGGGCCCAGAAGCUUUAAAGUUUUUCUAUGCAUUGGGGAGCAAUCUGAACUGGGGUCCUGCGGUGCGUGGCUCCUGUCCACUCCAGCGCAGAUAUCAGGUACCCUGUCACUGCUCCUCAAUAGCUGCAAGUUGGUUACUCUGUGGGAGACAGCAACAUCAGGAACCGACUACUCUGCCAUCUUGA